This is a messenger RNA of Closterium sp. Naga37s-1, 1872 nucleotides long. Lineage: Eukaryota; Viridiplantae; Streptophyta; Zygnematophyceae; Desmidiales; Closteriaceae. The record is from the annotation of a GenBank genome assembly.
AUGGUGGCAUUGUCUCUCGUCGCGACGGUCCCCAGCGGCCAGGCACGCGGCGGCGCGGGUCUGAGCAGCCGCGACGACGACGCAGGGAUAGGCGGCGCAGGCGGCGAAGGGAGCGAGGGAGCGAUGAGCGGAGGAGCAGGCAGCGAAAGAGUGGGGAGGGUAUUAGAAAGCAAGGGGGGCGGUGGUGGGAGUAACAUUGGACGCGGUUUUGAGCUGCCGGAUCCGACGUCCAGAUUCGAUGCAUCUGUGGCGUGGCGCCACACGCUGUACCGCACGGCUGACUCGUGCUGGAGCCAGCAGGAGCGACACCUGUACCACACGGCCAACACCGCCCCACCAUCCAACGCAUUCUUGAGCGCAGUGGAGGCCUUUGAGGCAAUGCAGAGGGAGUGCGUGGCGCAGGGAGGCGCAGAGCAGUGGGCGUGGGUGGGCAACAAAGGAAAAUGGAGCAAUCACCUGCCACGUCAUGGGCCUGACAGGGAGCCAUGCCGCUACAUUGUGAUAGACGACAUGAAACGAGGUGAGGAUUUGAAACGAGGUGAGGAGAUGAAACGAGGCGAGGAGAUGAAACGAGGAGAGGAGCUGAAACGAGAUGAGGCCAUGAAACGAGGAGAGGAGCUGAAACGAGGCGUGGGCAACAAGAUCACAGCAUACGUCACGGCGUUCAUCUUGGGUCUUCUCACCCAUCAAGCCAUCAUCACACCACCAACUGCCUUCCUCACCCGCCGCUUCUGCAACCCCUUCGCCCACGCCAACACCUCCUGGACCGUUGACUCGCACAGUUAUGAGUACGUCCCUCCGUAUCACCCUCACAGACUGUUUCAGAAGCCACGGCUGCUGCUCACCAGCAUGGCUAUGCAGCUGAAGGCGACGCAAGGAGGGGCACGCACAGACCUGCCAUGGCAGGUGGUCAACAAAGGCGCAGUGUGGAUGGACCUGUAUCGCAGAACGUGGAACAUGUUUUGCAGUGACCUGUGGAGCACCGCUGCUGUCGCGCCCUUCUGGCUGGCCGGCAUCGAUUCUUACACCAUCCCCAGCCUGCACUACAUUCCGGAGUUUGCGGACCGUCUACGUGAGUUGUUCCCAGGUGGUCGUGCCUUCACCCACGCAGUGCGCCUCUUAAUGCAUCCAGACAACGAGCUGUGGGCGCAGAUCACCACCGCCUUCCAUGCCAACCUCGCCCACUUCUCCCACCGCCUCGGCCUGCAGAUCCGCUCGCCCGAUGGCAUCCACCUGCCCCUCUCAGCUCGCAUCCUCCAGUGUGGGGCUGCUGUGUCACACUACCUGCCUUUCACACAGCCGUACUCACAGGCUCUUCUCGAGUCCGUCAAUAAGGAGCCCUCGCACGCGCCGCACAUGACGAUGGGGGUGUUUGUGUCAUCCUUAUCGCUGCAACACAUGCUAGAGCUGCAGGCGCACUACACAUACCACAUGCCCAUCGGCAACACACUCGUUGCCUUCUGGUCGCUAACAAGCGAGGAGGUGGAGAACAGGAAGGAGCAGCACCUCGUUGCCACUGUCAUCGAAAUCUGGCUCCUCAGCUUCUGCGACCGCCUGCUCAUAACGCACCUGUCAUCGUUCGGCCGAGUGGCAGCGGGGCUGGCGGGCAUGGAAGCCUACUCCAUGGCCAUCACGGUGGUCAACAUGCGCCACGUAGACUGGCGGACCUCGCCUGGGCCUGUGUGCGAGCGCGUGCCGUGUGAACCUUGUGACACCGGCGGUGGCAACGUCAAAUGGUCGGGGUGCGGGUGGGACUUCAACCUCAGCAGGCUGGCACAUGGAUGGGAGCGGCCGGCGGGGUUUGGCAUGUGUGCGGGCUUCCAGUUCGGCCUGCAGGACCUCACCCCGCUCACCUCCCAACCGCCACAAUGA